This is a messenger RNA of Armigeres subalbatus, 852 nucleotides long. RefSeq names its product transmembrane emp24 domain-containing protein 2 (gene CHOp24). The record is from RefSeq and is a predicted model, not a curated record. Lineage: Eukaryota; Metazoa; Arthropoda; Insecta; Diptera; Culicidae. The transcript has 4 exons. Gene Ontology annotation, cellular component: Golgi apparatus; endoplasmic reticulum-Golgi intermediate compartment; COPII-coated ER to Golgi transport vesicle. The coding region runs from base 115 to 735 and encodes 206 amino acids. Gene Ontology annotation, biological process: Golgi organization; intracellular protein transport; endoplasmic reticulum to Golgi vesicle-mediated transport.
CAAGAUUUCCUUUCCCAAUUUAUUUUCGAAGCCUUUGCGAGUGGACAUCAAAAUAUUACGUGGCGGAGUAAUUUUUAACUAAAUCUAUAAAAAUUCGAAAUUAAAAUAAGCAGCAUGAAUAAGACUGUCCUAUUAGUUCUUGCGGUUGUGUGGUUGAAUUGUUUACACCUGUGCCAUGGCUAUUUCAUUACCGUCGACGCGCACUCGGAAGAGUGCUUUUUUGAUAGAGCAGAUUCCGGCACCAAACUAGGGCUUAUGUUCGAAACCAUCGAGGGCGGUUUCCUGGAUAUUGAGGUACGCAUUGUAGGCCCGGAUCAAAAGGUUAUCUAUCAGGGGGAAAAAGAAUCAAGUGGAAAGUACACUUUCUCCGCGUAUGAAACUGGUGUCUAUCACUACUGCUUCAGCAAUAAGAUGUCAACUCUGACGCCUAAGGUUGUAAUGUUUUCGAUGGAAAUUGGAGAAGCUCCUAAGGGAACGAUCGGCGCAGUUAAUGAAGGUGAAGCCGGACACUCGAAGCUCGAGGAUAUGAUCAAGGAGCUGUCCGGAACGCUGACGAGCAUUAAACACGAACAGGAUUACAUGCACGUUCGCGAUCGAAUCCAUCGUUCGAUUAACGAAAGCACUAACUCGCGGGUAGUGAUGUGGUCCGUGUUCGAAGCCUUGGUGCUGGUCGUAAUGACCGUGGGUCAGGUUUACUACCUGAAACGAUUCUUCGAAGUUAAGCGAGUUGUGUAAAUGGACGACUGUAGAAACCUUGAAUUUUUCGAGCUGAGAGCUACUCUUUGUAAGUUAUUUUAUGUUGUAUCGCGAGUAUAAUAGAACUAAUAUCUCCUAUUGGGUGAAUUUCGUUUA